CCCCCUCCCCCCCCUCCUCCGCGCGCGCGCGCGCUCGCUGACACCCCCGAUGGGUCCGGCGGACGAGCACGCGCCCGCCCCCGCGCCCGCCCCGGCCCCGGCCCCCGCGCCUGCGGCCGGCUCGUCGGGCGACCUGGACGGCAUCGCCGGCGACCUGGACCCCGACUCCGGCACCGGGUCCGACGAGCUGGAGUCCGACACGGAGCCGGGCGACCGGCUGGCGGAGCUGCUCUCGCCGCCGGGUGUGCCGGCCUCGCCGGGGGCGGCCCGGCCGCCGGGGGACGCCCCGGGCGCGGCCGAGCACCACCCGGGCUCCGAGAAUGACGAGGCGUCCGAGUACUUCGAUGCGCCCUCCUCGCGGCCGCCCCCCCGGCGGGUGACGCUGCCGGCGUGCACGCACCUCCCGGACGACCUGGUCCGGCAUCUGCUGCUGACGCACCCCUUCCCGCCGGAGGCCGCGUGCAUGGGGCUGCUCCGGCUCCGGAAUGGCUCCCACUCGCCGGGCGGCGCGCCGGACCAGCAGCCGGUGCUGGUCCUGCCGAUCGCCCGGCCGGCCGACGUGGCCGGGAUCUCCUACCGCCGGCUGCUGGUCCGGCGGCAUGUCCUGCUGGGCCUGGCCCCGGCCCCGGCGGCCGGGGCCCCGGUCCCGGUGACCAUCCUCCAGCCGGAGGACCGGGCCCAGCCCGCCUUCGAGGCCGGGUGCCUGCUGGUCGAGCGCGGCCACACGGCCGACGGCCACUCGGUCGGCACUAUGUGGCCUCGAGGCCGGACGGCCAGAACAUGUGCCGCUUCCUGGACUUCCACUCCGGCUCGGCCGGCCUGGCCAUUGACCAGCCGGAGGAGCCGAUCUUCAUCCUCCGGGACCUGACCGUGCCGGUGGUCGACUCGUCGCUGCUGUCCGAGCUGUCGGAGGCGUACAGCGCCGAGUCGCUGCCGGGCGGGCAGGCUGGGCUGGCGGCCGCGGCCGCGGCCGCGGUCGCCGGCCACGGCCGCGGCCUGCCCCCCUGCGAGGAAGCCUCCUCGCCCCUGGAGGCCGGCGAGCGGCCGGUGUCGCUGCCGGAGGCCCGGCGCCUGUGGCGCGCCCUGGUCGAAGCCACGCCGCUGCUGCUGGACACCCGGGUGGCCGGCCGGCUGAGCCCGUGCCCCAGCCGGCGCCUGCGCGUGCUGGUGGUGGACCAGUCGCUGCCCGGGUCGGACUUGGUGUCGCUGGCGGUGUCGGCCGGCGGGCCGUUGGAGGCGGCCGGGCCCGGGGCCGCGGCCGCCGAGACCCGGGCCCUGGCCGCCCCGGCCGCCGGGUCCCUGUCCCAGAGCACGGCCGGGCUGCUGAGCUGGGCCACCGGCCUGGCGAUGACGGCCAUCGCCCAGUCGCUGCCCCGGGCCCCGGGCGCUGAGGGGUUGGGAGAGGCGCCGGGCGCCGGGGCCGGCACCGCGGCCGCCUCCCUGUGGACCAUGCUCACCGGGGCCCGGGCCACCCCGGCGGCCCCCGCGGCCGAGAGCCACGCGCUGGUGGACACGGCCGUGCCGGGGCCCGGGCCCGGGCCCGGGGUCGAUCCCCCGGGGGAGGGGGCCGGCGGCGCGGAGAGCGACCCCGGCGACAUCCGCCCGUCGGCCGGGUCGCGGCCCGCAUCCCCCACCGGCGAUGCGCCUCCCCCUGGGGCCGAGCCGGCGGCGGCGGCGGCGGCGGCGGCGGGCACUUCGGCCAGUCCGCCUGGCCAGGUCGAUGUGCCGGACGAGUCGCCGCUGGUGCGUCCGCCCGGUGUGGUCUCCCUGCCGCGGCCCACGGGGGCCGAUGUGGCCGGGGAGCUGGAGCGCCUGCUGCCGGCGGCGCCGGCCUCCGCGCGGCUGCACCUGGCCGCCGGGCGCUUCUACCUCCGGCAGGAGGCCGGCGACUUGGACACCCGGCUGGAGAUCGCCCAUGCGGAGCUCCUGGCCGCGGCGGCGGUCAUCCUCCACCCGCCGGCCUGGGCCGAGGCCCUGCGGCCGCAAAUCGCCCGGCUCCACCGGGGGUCGGUCAUCGACGUGACCGAGCGUCUGAUCUACCUGCAGGUUCCCUGCGCCAGCGUCUUCGCCCCGGUGGCCGAUCGCCGGCUGGACGCGGCCCUGGAGCGGGCGUGCUUCGUGCUGUUCGGCGCGCGGGAGCCCUGCGCGGCGCCGGGCUGCGCGUGCGGCCGGGCCCGCGCAUCGGCCGCGGCCCUCGGCUUGCCGGUCCCCCGGCUGCCGGGGCCCGGGCGCCUGGCCGCCGUGGCCGCCGGCCUGUCCGGGCCGCAGCUGGAUGCCGCGCUGGCCCGGUGGACCGAGCGCACGGUGGCCACCGCGGCCGGGGCCAUCCUCCGGCAGCUGGUGGCGCACCCCGGGCCCCGGGACAUCUGGCACCGGGGGCCCUUCAGAUCCCCGGCCGACGUGGCGGCCGUCUGCGCCCUGGCCUGUUCCGCCGUGUCCGAGGCCAUCUGCACGGCGCCCCAGAGCGUGGUGCUCUUUUUGCGGCAGCUGGCCGCCACGGCCGAGGGCGGCCGCAGCCCGGACAUCUCGGAGGCCGACCUGCCGCCCCUGUCGGCCUCCGGCGCCGAUGACCUGACCCCGGGGCUGAUCUACGCCCUGGGGCUGGUGGCCCGGCCGGACGUCUGCCCGGCGGCCGUGGUGGCUCGGCCGGCCGAGGCGCCCCCCGCCGACGCCCUGCCGGCCCUGUGUGCCGAGCACUGCGCCCCGGAGCCGGCCGAUCCGCCCGCCACGCCGGGGGCUCUGCUGGAUUGGGCCCCCUCGCCGUCGGCCUCGGCCUCGGAGCUGUCCUUCGACGUGUCGAUGGCCGAGGUGGCGGCGGCACGGGCCCGCGCGGCCUCCCUCCUGGCCGAGCCGCCUGGCGAGGGCCGGGGCUCGGGCCCGGGGGACCCGUCGCCCCCCGGGCGCCUGGCCGUGGUUAGCUACGCGCGCUUUGCCCAGCGCUCGCGCUCGCUCCAGCGCGUGUCCGAGUGCGGUCGCUCCGGGGCCGGCGCCUACGGCGCGUGCAUGGUGGAGUCCGCCGCGCUCUACCUGAUCGAGCUGGCCGCGGCCGGGCCGGCCUCGGUGGCCGAGACACUCGGCCUGGAUGCCGCUUCCGAGGAGGGCAGGCGCCUGGACCGCGCCUGCGCCGCGCGCGCGCGGCUCUGGGACGCCUCGACCCCGGCCCCGAGCCGGCCGCCCUCGCCGGGCCGCGGCCGCGACCACGACCACAAUGACGACGAGCAGGCCUUCGAGCGGCUCUGCCGCGACCUGGCCCGGACGGUGGUCUCCUCGCUGCUGGUGUCGGCCUUCUCGCGGUCGGUGGCCCGCGACCGCGAGGAGCGUUGGCAGGAGCCGCCGGCCGCGCCAAAUGAAUGUGGGAGCCCUCCGGCGCCCGGGGAGCAGUAACCACAGUGGCCGAAUAUAUAAUAUAUACACACAUA
Messenger RNA from Fonticula alba, 3419 nucleotides. RefSeq lists its product as hypothetical. The coding region runs from base 781 to 3384 and encodes 867 amino acids. The record is from RefSeq and is a predicted model, not a curated record. The transcript has 7 exons. Lineage: Eukaryota; Rotosphaerida; Fonticulaceae.